Morone saxatilis (striped sea-bass) is the source of this 2181-nucleotide messenger RNA. RefSeq names its product T-cell surface glycoprotein CD3 zeta chain-like. The record is from RefSeq and is a predicted model, not a curated record. Gene Ontology annotation, molecular function: transmembrane signaling receptor activity. Gene Ontology annotation, biological process: cell surface receptor signaling pathway. Gene Ontology annotation, cellular component: membrane. NCBI's taxonomy places the organism in Eukaryota, Metazoa, Chordata, Actinopteri, Moronidae.
UUAAAGACGAGAGAGGAAGACAGACGUUGGGGCUUCAGUCGUCUCCGUCCAUCGCCACUGACUGAAAACCAGUUUUGAAGAAAAGAAAAAGGUGUCUUUGGGGAAACCAGUUCGGGAUGGAGCUCCAGACGUGGAUAUCUGGCCUGCUGGUCCUCGCCUCUGUGUUUCCCCCGGCAGUUCUUCAGAACCAAAGCGAAGGCAACAGACGAGAGCAUCUACAGCGAUCUGCACAACCAGAACCGAGACAAUCCUUACGACCUCCUGAGAGGAGAUCCUGAGAGAGGAAGAAACCGCAGACCGGUGGACGACAACUCCACCUAUACGGGUUUGACCAAAAAGCCGGGAGAGGGAGAAUAUAAGGAGCUGCCUAUUAAAAGAGAGCGUCACAGAAAGAACGAACAGGUGUACCAGGGUCUGAGCUCGGCCACCAAAGACACCUACGACUCCCUUCAGAUGAAGCCGCUCACCACGCGCUAACGGUGUCCGGACGUCGUGAUCCCGGAGGAUUCUUUCCCGCUUCCUGUCAGCCUCAACAGAAAAACACAAACAUCUGUUUAAGACCAAUAGUUUGGAUUUUAUAACAAGAAUGGUUUCAGUUCUUUUUAUUUAGUAGAUUCAAAAGUUCUUGGAGAGAAAUUAGUAUUUUUGUUUAAUCGGCUAUAACAUCUAUAAUAUUAAUUGUGGUGUUUUAAAGGCUAAUUAAUGGAUUGUGAUUAAUUAUGCUGUCAUUUCUAUCCACAUACGCCCCAAAUUUAUUUCCAAUUGCUACAAAGACGACUCUUAAAAACACAUCCUGAUGACUCUGAAACCGUCCGGAGGCUCUCCGAACUCCUCCAGCGGUUGCUAAGUUACAUCCGAAGCAGACGACUCGAUCCAGUAUUUAUCUUUCAAAGCAGCAACGGAAACGAUGUUGCAGCGAUGAACCUCGUAACGCCGCCCGAGUAUCGGCCGGGAGUGGGCUGCACAGGUACCUAAUGAUACCAGAUCCAGGAUCACAGAUGAUCAUUAACAGCAGAGAACAUCCUGAGAACUGUGUCCUGCAUGUUUAAAGCGUUUAUGUUAAAUAACAAAAGAUGUUUUUUUAUGUUUUAUGGAUCCAUUUGUUUUUUGUCACGUUAACGUAUCCAGUGCCUGAAAUGAGCUUGGGAAGUCGGGACAUAAUUGCCUAAAAACUUAAAUGUUCUGAUGCCCCAAACCCCCCCGCAGUUGAGCCUCAGUAUGUCUACCAGCCUGCGUUCAGCACUGCCGGUGAGGUUUCUUCUAAACACCUAAAAAGAAAAAGCCUGAAAAUCUUAAUUAAUUAAAAAAGGCCAAAAGAAUUAGAGUUUGACUUUAAAAAACGCACCGGAAAUCAGUUUUAGUAACAGUAGAACGUUUGUGUGUUUGUUACUUGCAUUGAGUUGCGAUCGAUGUUUUAGUUCUUAAAUUUCUCAUUAAGUUUUAUUAAAAUAUGGAGACACUUAAAGCUGCAUUAGUGUGGAGCCCCAGAGAGUUCGGGGUUAAAAUAAUAAAUAAACAAUGAUAUUAAUAAAUACAGACAAAAUAUGUAAAAUAAUCAUUAAAUUGUGAAAGAAUCCAGUAAUGUUUGAAACAUGCUUCAUUAUUCUGAAAAUAUUUCUCCAUCCUGCUUCUUCUUUUCACAAUAAAAUAAUUUUAUGGCUCAUUUUUAUUUAAAUAUAUAAAAAAACACAUUGUUAAAUCACAUAUUUGAUCUUUAUUUAUGUAUUCAAUAUUGGACUCUUUGGGCUUCCAUACAUUAGACAGUAAAAAAGGUUUUGGCAGCUUUAUUUUGGGGGUUUUUGUUCCUUUAAUGGAGCCUAACAUUGACAGGCUGGAAUCGAACUCGGGCCACUGCGGGACGGAUUCAGACAGCAGGACUUUAAACCUUUAAGAAUUUAUUGUAGAAUUUAAAAAACAUAUAGUGCAGCUUUAAGUUUCCUUUUUAAGUACAGUUUUACUUUAUUUAGCUUUGUUUUGAUGAUUUUCUUUAUGACCUGUAAUAACUGAGGUUUGUGUUUUAUAUCCAUUUGUUUUAUCCUUCUGAUAUUUUCCUGAGAAUUAAUGAAACUAAACAUUUAUUGUGAUGUUUCCGUAUAAAUAUCUUUGCUCUGUAAAAGCUAUUUACUUCUGGUAUUAAAAUGUAUCAUAAAAAUCCUGAUAAAUAAAGACAAAUUAAAGCAA